Molecule: messenger RNA, 774 nt
Organism: Zasmidium cellare ATCC 36951
Lineage: Eukaryota; Fungi; Ascomycota; Dothideomycetes; Mycosphaerellales; Mycosphaerellaceae
Exons: 1
Coding region: 1-774 (257 amino acids)
Source: RefSeq, a predicted model, not a curated record
AUGGCCCCUCCCACCAUAGCCUCCCUCUCCACGGCCAAAAAACUCGCCUUCAUCGUGCCCUCUACAAACACCGCCGUAGAAACCCUCACAAUCUCCCUCCUCCACUCCCUCCAAGCCAACAUAAUCCCCCUCUUCACCCGCACCCGCGUCCUGACCCUGGGCACCGACUCCUCCUCCACCGCCCAAUUCACCCCCGCAGCCUUCACAGCCGCGGCCCAACUCCUCGCCGACGCUGCCCCAGACGCCAUAAUCUGGAACGGCACCUCGGGAAUGUUCGUCGGCGGGGAUGUAGCUGCUGAUAAGGCUCUGGCGAAGACCCUGACGGACGCGUGCAAUGGAAUUUCUUGCUCGACAAACACCCUCGCGACCAUCGCCGCGCUGGAAUACUUCUCCAUCAGAGACAUCUCCAUCGCAGUCCCGUACACCCCAGACGUAACCCAACGCGUGAGCGAUUUCUUCACCCGCGAGGGCUAUCGCGUGCAUAAAGCUUUGCGGCUGGAAGAGACGCCGCCGACGAACGAUGCGAUUGGGAAGUGUUCGGCUGCGGCGAUUAAGGAUCUUGUGAGGAGGGCUGUGACUCCCGAGACGAAGGCUGUGCUGGUCGCUUGUACGAAUUUCCCGGCGACGCUGUUGGUGGGGGAGUUGGAGAGGGAGUUGGGGGUGGUGGUGUUGGAUAGUAUUGCUGUGUCGGCUUGGUAUGGGUUGAAAUUGCUGGGGGUCAAGGGGACGAAGGAGAAGAUGGAGGGGUGGGGGAGGUUACUUUGUUCGUUGUAA